Molecule: messenger RNA, 3084 nt
Organism: Cyphellophora europaea CBS 101466
Lineage: Eukaryota; Fungi; Ascomycota; Eurotiomycetes; Chaetothyriales; Cyphellophoraceae
Exons: 3
Coding region: 1-3084 (1027 amino acids)
Biological process (GO): tRNA re-export from nucleus
Cellular component (GO): nuclear matrix; cytoplasm; nuclear pore
Molecular function (GO): tRNA binding; small GTPase binding
Source: RefSeq, a predicted model, not a curated record
AUGGAGGAACAGGUGGUUUCCGCCAUCCUCAUCAGCUAUGACCCCGCCGCAAACCAAGCCCUCAAACGACAGGCCUUCGACUAUGUUACGCAACUAAGACAAGAGCCAUCAGCGUGGCAGCCAUGCUUAAACAUAUUCGUCCAAGAGCCUCGUCCUGCAGAAGUCGUCCGAGUCUUCUGCCUAGAAAUAGUGAACAAUGCCGUCCAGGCGGGCUUGGUCGACCAACAGGGCCUCGCAGUCGUGAAAGAGCAGAUCCUGUCGUUCCUACAACGGACGCAUGGUCCAGGAACAGGCCCAACGACCAUCGAUACCCCUUCGACGGAAAAUAAACUCGCCUCGACUAUUACAUACCUCUUCUGCUCGUUCUACGCCUCAGGCUGGGAGUCGUGCUUUGACGAUCUUCUCGCUCUCACAUCCACCCAAGCUGGGCAACGAGACAAUGUCAAUGGCGUUAUCUUCUACCUUCGCGUGGUUAAUGCCAUCCACGAUGAGAUUGGUGACGUCCUUCUUUCACGUUCAAGGCCAGAGCAGGACAAAGCCAAUUCUCUGAAGGACCUGAUCCGCGAGCGGGACGUCCAAAAGAUUGCUUCGUCGUGGCAAGAGAUCUUGAGCCAAUGGAGAAGCAACAACGACCUCGUCGCCGAGUUGUGCCUCAAAGCCAUUGGCAAGUGGGUUAGCUGGAUCGACAUCUCCCUCAUCGUCAAUCCACCCAUGCUCGAGAUCUUGUUUCAACAGCUAGAACGAGCCCAACAGCUCGGCCUUGCCAUCGGGUCCGAGAAAGCGAGAGAUUCCGCAGUGGAUGUAUUCACCGAGACCGUCAGCAAGAAAAUGCAGCCCGGAGACAAGAUGAAUCUGAUGACCUUUCUCAACCUUGACACGGUGGUCUCACAGCUCAUUUCCUGCCCACCGCUGGCCGCCAGCCGAGGUAGCUCUAACUACGAUGUAGAUCUCGCCGAAACUGUUGCCAAGCUGGUCAACGCGGCCGUGGUAGACAUUGUGAAGAUACUGGAGAACGAGAACAGCAGCUCAGAGACAUGGGCCAAAGCCGAACGAAUGCUUAGCUCAUUCUUGCCCCACCUUCUUCGCUUCUUUUCAGACGAGUAUGAUGAAGUGUGCUCAACAGUGCUCAAUGGAAUGAACGACGUGCUUACGUUCUUGCGGCGAGCGAGUCAGGGACAGCCUCCGUCAUCUCAAAGGGCGGUCAUGCUGCUUCCCAUCCUCAAGGCCAUCUUCAACAAGAUGCGAUACGAUGAGACAGCCUCUUGGGGCGACGAUGAUGAGAAGACCGACGAAGCCGAAUUUCAAGACCUGCGCAAACGGCUUGCAUCAUUACAGCAAUCAAUUGCGGCUUCUGAUGAAGGACUAUACAUUGACGCCAUCUCUGCUCUCGUUCACGAUACACUGGAAAAACUCCGCACAGCAGGCGGUCAGCUCAACUGGCGAGACCUUGACCUUGCCCUGUACGAAGUCUAUCUUAUGGGAGACUUGGCCGGCAAAGGCGGUGGUUUGUACCAGAAGAACAAACCAAAUUCCCCUGCCGCGGAGAAGUUGGACCAGAUGAUGCUCAUGAUGGUGCAGUCUAAUACUGGUUCCUUUGGACACCCUGCCAUCCAACUACAGUACAUGGAGAUUUGCGUCCGGUACUCUCCUUUCUUCGAGCACCACACGGAGUACGUGCAAGGUGCGCUGCAGAACUUUUUGCAGCUUGCUCACCAUUCGAGCUCGAAAGUCCGGACUCGAUCUUGGUAUUUGUUGCAAAGAUUUGUUCGCCAGCUACGAGCUCACCUGGCCGAUGCUGCGGAAGCCGUUGUGCAAAAUCUGCGCGACCUGCUUGUCAUACGAGCAGAGCUUCCGGACGAGGACGAUGACGAUGACGGAAUGUCGUCAGACGGCGAGUCUGCUGCAGAUGCAACGUUUACAAGCCAGCUCUACCUUUUCGAGGGUGUUGGCUGCAUCGCUGGUGCACAGAAUGUGCCGUCCGAUAAGCAGGCACAGCUAGUUCGUGCAGUGAUCGAACCGCUUUUCAUCGACAUUCAACAGAACCUUGAGCGUGGCAAGAGCGGCAAUGAGCAGGCGGUGCUUCAAAUUCAUCACGAUAUCAUGGCUUUGGGGACCUUGGCGCGAGGAUUUUCUGACUGGGUUCCGGGUUCCUCUGGACCCGAGCCCAACGCAGAGGUCAAGCAGGCAUUUUCACAAGUUUGUGAAGCAACUCUGCUUGCGUUGGAAUCGUUGAAAGCAUCAUCACAGAUCAGGACUGCUGCUCGCUUCGCGUUCCCGAGACUGAUUGGCAUGGUGGGCUCACAGAUGGUGCAGCAACUCCCCCAAUGGGUCGAUGGGCUUCUUGCCGACUCUUCCUCCCGAGAUGAGAUGGCGUUGUUCCUUCGGCUGCUGGACCAAUUGAUUUACAGCUUCAAGACAGAGAUCUACAGCUUUCUCGACAGCAUGUUCACAGGGCUUUUGCAGAGAAUCUUUGCGGGCAUCUCUGCCGCAACUUUGGGCACGGAUGACGAAGUCGAGCUUGCCGAGCUGAAGCGCGAGUAUCUGAAUUUCCUGGUAGUGAUUCUGGGCAACGACCUCGGUUCCGUGCUCGUCAGCGAGACGAAUCAGCCGAUGUUCGAGACGAUCAUCGGCACCCUCGAGCACUUCUCGAAAGAUGUCGAUGACUAUCCUACGGCAAAGAUGGCGUUCCAGGUGAUGUCGAAGAUGUGCGUUACAUGGGGUGGACCAGAUGUCAUAGGAGUAGGAGGCCAGCCCAACGGAAAUGCCGCACAGCCGGCGAUGGCUGGCUUCGACCAAUUUAUGAUCAGCCGGUUCUCGCCAUUGUCAUGGGCCAUGGCGUCCAAUUCAAACUUCUCCAGGCAGGAUGCCACAGCGAGGCAGGUGCUGCAGGAAGCCGCGGGUCUACAGAAAACACUGUACCAAAAGAACGGACAGAACUACAUUUCAUGGUUACGGGACAACGAAUUGCGCAGCAUGGGCAUGAGCGAUACCAUGAUCGACGAGUUCCUCGGAACCCUGUCGUCGGCGGAGAUGAAGCAAUACAAGACCUUUUUUGCAAGAUUUGUUGCACAGGCAGGAGGAUAG